Messenger RNA from Vicugna pacos (alpaca), 1999 nucleotides. The record is from RefSeq and is a predicted model, not a curated record. NCBI's taxonomy places the organism in Eukaryota, Metazoa, Chordata, Mammalia, Artiodactyla, Camelidae.
AAGGACUCCCGCCGCGGGGUCCACGUGGACCCUGGGCCGCGGCGGGACAGAAGCCAGUUCCCGCGCGUGGGGGAGGGGCGUUGCAACAGGGUUACCCCUUUUUCUGCAGCUCUAAGCCUGGGGAAGUGAUUGCUCAAAGGGGGGCCGGAAGAACCCAGGUUUCCGCGUCUCCCGCCCCCACCUCAGCCUGGUGGGGAGGGCCCUAGGCGGGACAGCGGGUCUGCCCCCGCCCCCACCCCGUUGGAUCUGGCAGCCGCUCAGCCCUGCGAGUCGUAGUGGAGGCGCUGCGCCCCCAGCCCAAGCCGAUCGGGGGCUCCUGGCACCAGCCUCGCUCUAGAACGUGCAGGAGGACCUCCUGCCGUCUGACCCGAGUCCUGCUGCUGCAGUGCACGCCCCUUCGGCAGAGCCAGGGUGGGGCCCAGAGCGAACCUGGCCCCUCCCGCCCCCACCUCGCCUUUGGGUCGCUGGCCGGAGCUGCUCAGCCGGCUGGGACUUCGGCGUCCCCCAUACCCCUGCACCACUGGGAAGGUACGCUCAGACGGCGAGCAGAAGGGACCCAGCGGCUCAGACCUGGGAGCAGGACGCACCCCCGCCCCCGCUGCCGCCUGCUUCCCCGCCUGGCGCGCCCGCCCUGCGACCCCCAGGCUGUGGUGAGGGUCCUGGAGCAGCCACCACGGAGCCCCAAAGACCUCCUCCCAUCCAUGCCCACCCCGCAUGAGGCUGAGAAGCAGCACGUAGGACCAGAGGAGGCGGACCAGCCCCCCUCAAUGUCCAGUCAUGAUGCGGCCCCCCCGGCUCCCCCAAGACGCAACCCUUGCUGCUUGUGCUGGUGCUGCUGCUGCAGCUGCUCCUGGAACGAAGAGCGGCGGCGAGCAUGGCGGGCCUCACGGGACAGCAGGCUACAGCCCCUCCCCAGCUGCGAAGCUUGCACCGCACCAAGCCCCGAGGAGGUGCAGAGUUGGGCCCGGUCCUUCGACAAGCUGAUGCACAGCCCGGCUGGCCGCAGCGUGUUCCGGGAGUUCCUGCGCACGGAGUACAGCGAGGAGAACAUGCUCUUCUGGCUGGCCUGCGAGGAGCUCAAGGCUGAGGCCAACCAGCACGUGGUGGAUGAGAAGGCGCGGCUCAUCUAUGAGGACUACGUGUCCAUCCUGUCCCCCAAGGAGGUGAGCCUGGACUCCCGGGUGCGGGAGGGCAUCAACAAGAAGAUGCAGGAGCCGUCGGCACACACGUUCGACGAUGCACAACUGCAGAUUUACACACUCAUGCACCGAGACUCCUACCCCCGCUUCCUCAGCUCCCCUGCCUACCGUGCCCUGCUGCUCCGGGGGGGCUCCCCGUCCUCCAGCGAGGCCUAGGCUGCCCACUCUUGCAGCCCAGACUAGGGACCUCUCCCGUGGGCAGAGACUUCUCACGAGUGUCAGCAGGUGUCGGGCACACCUGCAGGGCCCAGCACCCCUGGGGCAGUCCCAGGUAGGAGCUCCAGGUGCAGGGCAGGGCAGAAUCCCCCUUCCCUACCUAGGGGUCCUAGUGCCCCAAGGUCCUCCUGAGAGGCAGAUGUGAGGGCCUCUGGGCCCUAGCGCCCCCUCCCGCACCAGCCCCCACUGGCCGGCGGAGUGCUCCUGCUGGGGUCCCACGUGGUAAGAGGAGGCACCCUCCCUGGGAACACCCUGGACCCACAAACCUCACUGGGUCCUCCUCCCCAGGCAGUUGGGGGCCCCAAGAAAUGCCCUGGUAGGGAAGAGAACCUCUGAACUGUCCAGUUCUCUGACAUGAGACCUCUAGCUGGUGCCAUCUGCACCCCAGGAUCCCAGAACCAGAACCGCAGAACCAGGCUCAAGGGAGCAGGACCCAGUAUCUCUUUUAUGUGUUUUUAGGGUUUAAACCAGGAAACAUGUCCUCACUGUGUGUUUUAUGAAAAAAAGAAACUGUUUUCAUAUUUAACUCCACCCCUCUCCCCCCUAAAAUAGGAUCUUAUUAUUGAAGAUGCUUUUAAACCAAA